GUUGCAUGCCUUUGACAACUCAACACGCACUCUCUCCCCGCCCCUCCCCAAUGCAUUUUUAUAUUUAAAAAUAAAAACUAAUUUUUUGAGAGGUAUAUUUAUUGUUAGAUGUCACACUUUUCUUGCUAACUUGAUAGUUCGACCCCUUCUUUUUCCUUUCUUUCUUUGUGCAGAAAGUAACAACAAUGGAGGCCAAAAAUUCAACACCACCAGUUGAUGGAAACAACACCGAAGCACGACCUGAGAUACAGAAUAACGACCAGCAACCUCAAAUGGUAACGCCAUUACGAACUCGAAGGCCUCAAACAGAAGUCUUUGUAUAUUUUGCAAACCCAUUUGACUUCCAACUACCAAGCGAUUGGACAGUUGAAGUGAGAAGACGUCCUGUCGGAAAAUAUACCGGAAAACUUGACAAGUUUUUCUACGAGCCAAAGACAGGAAAGCAGUUUCGAUCACUCACAAGUGCUUGGAAACGUGCUUACGUACAAGGAAAUCAAAAUGUGCCAACCCGGCCAAAUGAGCAUGCUAAGGAUUCACCAAAUUCCAAAUGCAAAUCGAAAAAGAAGAUGAAAAGUUUAUGUUUUGACUAUGCAAAUCCCCCUGAGAAGAUUACUUGGGCUCUUACUAAUGCUGAAAAGGAUGAAUGGAACCCAUUUGUUGAAGAAACAAUGGUUCCAGAUCUCAUAAAAGCCCACUGGUUUGCAACAUUUGUUUUUAUUGCCAAUGGAAAUGGCAAUGCAUCAAGUUCUAGAGCUAACCAAUGCUAAUAAGUUGGAAGCAAAUAUAUGGGAAGCUGCCUAGCAAGAAUAUGAAGGAGUUGGAUACAACUAGGGUUGAUGAAAUCUUAUGAUUGUCUCCUUUCUUAAGACUCAACUAAGCCAGUAAUUUUCAGAUUGAAUAUUUACUAUUUUUGUUGGCAAUGAUACUAUUUUGAGUUUCCUUUUCA
Messenger RNA from Malania oleifera, 946 nucleotides. RefSeq names its product methyl-CpG-binding domain-containing protein 5-like. Lineage: Eukaryota; Viridiplantae; Streptophyta; Magnoliopsida; Santalales; Ximeniaceae. The transcript is spliced from 4 exons. The record is from RefSeq and is a predicted model, not a curated record. Gene Ontology annotation, molecular function: DNA binding. The coding region runs from base 186 to 767 and encodes 193 amino acids.